Messenger RNA from Parasteatoda tepidariorum (common house spider), 1627 nucleotides. RefSeq names its product uridine diphosphate glucose pyrophosphatase NUDT22. NCBI's taxonomy places the organism in Eukaryota, Metazoa, Arthropoda, Arachnida, Araneae, Theridiidae. Gene Ontology annotation, molecular function: GDP-mannose hydrolase activity. The record is from RefSeq and is a predicted model, not a curated record.
AAACAAGCAGAAAUAGUUGGCCGGAAACGUCAAUAAUGUUUUGCGAUAAUUUGUUUUUCGAAUCUGAUUUAUUUGUGAUAUGCAACUUAAAUUCUUCUAUUUUAAAUUUCCUAUGGAUAAUUUUAAAAAAUAUUACUGUGGUGGAUGUAAAUUAUUAGAGCUAUGGAUGAUUUAAAAAAUAUUCGUACUCUUUGCACUCCAGGUAGUGGCUUUUCCGUGUCUACUGUUCAAGUCGAAUUUCGUGAAGACUUCAAUAUGAAAUCUCAUCCUUUAUAUCGUAGGCACGUGAAUGAGGUCUGGGAUAAUAAAAUGAAGAAUUGCUCUAAUUUAUUUAAUGCCACAAAAUUCAGACUGCAUGACACUAUUCUUAAAGAUAUUAGUAACCCGUGCUUGAAUAAUUUAACAUUUCAAAUAGGUGUAACAUGUUACAAAGAUUUUAUUGGAACAAAUUGUGCACCAUAUGCUGACGAACUUCAUCGAGAUGGUUUAAAAGAUUAUCAGAAUCCUCAGGCAUAUAUGGCUGACCCAAUUGGUGUUGGAGCUAUUUUGAUUACAACCAAUGAUGAUACAAUUUUCAUGAGAAGAAGUGAAAAUUGUGCAGAAAUGCCUCUGAUGAUUGAUAGACCUGGUGGUCAUCCUGAGCCUGAUGUCGUAACUAAUGAAUCAAAUCAAGAUAUCAAGCACUGUCAACCAUCUAGAAUAUGCGAAGAAGUAUUUGAUUCAGUUUUGAAAGAAAUCAGAGAUGAAAUAAAUGUCCCAUUAGAAUGCCUUUCCCAACCAAUACUUCUUGGCAUUGAUUACAAUCCAGAUACUUGGAGGAGACCAUUACUGGAAUUUAUUGUGAGGUGCUCUUUAAGUACAUAUGAAGUUCAAGAACUAUAUCAACAACAAACUCAAGCUGAAUCUGAAGAAUCUACUGAACUUAUUGUUGUUGAAUUGACUAAACUUAUCGAUAAUGAUUUUAAAAAUACGGAAAUUUAUCGUAAAUUUACACAUGCAGCAAAAACCGCUAUAUGCUUACUUAAAAUUUUUCUUUCAAAAUGAAUUAUCUCUGAGAUUUCUUUAUUAGAUUAUUUAUAUUAGAGUUUAUUCUCUUAUUUAGAGUAUUUAUUUUUAUACUGCUUGUAAUUUAUUUGGAACUGGAUAUUUGUGUUUGAGUAUAUUUUAAUUAUAAUGUUAUGAUUAUUUUAUUUAAAAUUCCAUUUCCUUGCUUGUAUAUUAACUUAUUACAACUUUUGUUAAUCUAAAUUGUAUUAUUUUUACUACAAUAUAAAAAAUGGAAAUGUUUAUCCAUAUAAAAGUUUUCUAUUCUUAUAAUAUUAAACUGCAUGUUUUAGUCAUUUACAUAUUUUGUUUAUAUUGGGGCAUAAAUUCUCAUUUGAAUUUAUUGCAUAAGUUUUGUGAAAACAUCUUUAUUUUAUGUUAAAUUAAAUAUUUUAUAUUUUUCUGUAUAUGGUUAAAGAAUAUAUGCAUACAUUAUAUUAUAAUAAGCUGUUUUAUUGAUGUUUGUUGUUAAUUUUAUCUUGAAAUAUCUCUAGAAAUUGUUCAUUUAUUUGCAAUAACAUUAUUUCCUUUAAUACUCUUGUAUUUUAUUUGGUUUGAGCUCAAUAAAUUGUUAUAACUUGUA